UUCGACUCGUCAGCGCUUGCGAGUCGAUUCCUUUGAACGAGUCGUUUUAAAAGAACGACUCAUUCGUGAAUCGCGACAGAACUGUGUGUGUGUGUGUGCAGAGAGGAGGACAGUGGUGACUCCUAAAGAAGUAAGAAACACUGCGAUCCAGUCGGCAAACAGCAUUUCUUCACAUCUCUCACAAUGUUGAGGACCAUCUUGCUACUGUGCUUAUGGGGUCUUCUCUCCCUCUCGCUUGCUCAACUGUCAGACACGGAGGAAGGUGGAGCUGAGGAGGAGGUAGUGGACCUCUUCACUACACCUCGCACUAAACUCGGUGCCGCAACCUCAGACUUUGGCUAUAACCUGUUUCGUAGUCUGGCUGCCCGCGACCCCAAGGCCAGUGUCCUCCUGUCUCCCAUGAGCAUCUCAGCAGUCUUCACACAACUCUCCAUGGGAGCAUCUGAGCGCACAGCGAAGCAGUUGAACCGUGUCCUGCGCUACCACACCCUUAAGGACCCACAGCUUCAUGACACUCUAAGAGACCUGCUCGCGUACCUGAAAGCCCCUGCCAAGGGCUUCAGCUCUGUAGAACGCCUCCUCAUAGGAAAGAGACUACGCCCUAACUUGGAGUACCUCAACACCAUAGAGAAACAAUACGGGGAACGACCCCAAACUCUCAUGGGCGGGGCUCGGGAAAUCAAGCCUGUAAAUGAUUGGUUCAGACAGCACACUGGAGGUCAAGUGGACCGUGUCCUUGGAGCUGCUCUCCCACGUAAUCCAGCAGUGGUGCCUGUCGGAGCAGCGUAUUUCAAAGGAAAGUGGAUAACCAGGUUCAGUGAGACCGGUAAGAAGGAGGAGUUCCAGUUGGAUGGAGAGGCCCCAACUACCAUUGCCGUGAUGAAGCAGAAUCAUUACCCAGUAAAGAUGGGCAUUGACUCAGACCUUGGCUGCACGAUAGCACAAAUUCCUAUGGAGGACGGAGUAAGCGUGUACUUUUUCCUGCCAGAUGAUGUGACUAAGAACUUGACUCUGAUCGAGGAAGCGCUGACAGCCGAAUUUGUGCAGGACCUGGCCAACACUCUCCACGCAGUACAGGUUCAGCUCACACUCCCUGUACUCAAACUGGGAUACAGCACGGAGCUCUUGGGUCCCCUUUCCGACGUGGGGUUAUCUGAUUGGCUGAAUGACCCAGAGCUUAUCAAAAUCACAUCUCAGCCAGUGAAGCUGACCACGGUCCGUCACAAGGUUGUCUUGGAGACAGCACCAGAGGGUAGCCAGUAUCCCAGCACCACCCCGCAUCGCACUGGCCAAUCGCAGGCCCUUUCCUACCACGUGAACCGUCCCUUCAUCUUCUUGAUUCGUGACGAGCCAUCAGGGGCACUUCUGUUCAUCGGAAAGGUACUCAACCCACGUGACCUGGCGAGUGUAUGAAAGCAGCGUACACGCAUGCGCACAUAUAUAUCAUGAAAUAUGUGAAUAUACCACAGGCUUCUACACUAACAUUAGGCUUACGAUUGAACUUUUUCCAAGCUGCCAAGAUGAAUAGUACAAUGCACUUCCAUGUUUUAACACAUUCACAGUGCAUUAAUUGCCAUAAGUUUAAAAAAAAAAAAAAAAAAAUACAUAUGCAAAAAUGAACUUUCUCCUCUUAUGAAAGGAAAAACAAUCCAAUUUCACGUCUUUGUAUUCAGAACAAAUUCCCAGAGACUCGAGCUUCAGAUUAUCUUUAUUAGCAAGUUAUGAGGCAAAAAAUUGUGGCUUUGUUUUAUAUUGUGUUUGAUAAUAACAGCUAUAUAUGCAUUACACUUCAGUGCUCCUGGAUCACUAUGCUUUUUUGACAUGCUGACAAAUCUCAGACAUAUCAGAUCCCCAAACAUAUCAAAAUCUCAGACAUCUCAGACUAACAGUGCGUUUAAAUCGUAGCUUCUAGAGUAUUUAGAUUCUGCGUUUGAGUGCUUUGUUGAUUGUUUUCAGAUCAAUGUAACACAUGCAUGACUUCUUUUUAGCAGUUGGCCAUUCUGUUUGUAUAUUUACCAGCAAAAAUAAAUCUGAAUUUGUAUAUUAAGAUAAAUCAAUAAAA
Molecule: messenger RNA, 2062 nt
Organism: Ictalurus furcatus (blue catfish)
Lineage: Eukaryota; Metazoa; Chordata; Actinopteri; Siluriformes; Ictaluridae
Gene: serpinf1
Product: serpin peptidase inhibitor, clade F (alpha-2 antiplasmin, pigment epithelium derived factor), member 1
Exons: 8
Coding region: 184-1413 (409 amino acids)
Biological process (GO): negative regulation of endopeptidase activity; negative regulation of angiogenesis
Molecular function (GO): serine-type endopeptidase inhibitor activity
Source: RefSeq, a predicted model, not a curated record